UUGAAGAAGAAUAAUAUUAAAUGCAUUCUUAUAAGAACCAGAACCCCUCAUUUGAGAAAAGAAGGAAGGAUUGUGCUAAAGUCUUGGAGAAGUUCCCAGACAAGGUUCCUGUUGUAUGUGAAAUUAAAGAAGACUCUGAUCUUCCUAGUAUGGAAAAGAAUAUGUUCUUACUCCCAACAGCAAUGACAGCAGCUGAAUUUAAUUACAUCAUAAGGAAGAGAAUGAAACUUGAUGAAACAAAAUGUCUCUAUAUAUUUGUCAAGAGCAAAUAUCUUCUGAAGGCAGAUUCUGUGAUGGCCGAAGUCUAUGCCCUCAGAAAAGAUCUAGAUGGAUACCUCUAUGUGACCAUUGCUGAAGAAUCAACGACUGGGUCACAAAUUUGAUAAAUAGCUUAAUUUUA
This is a messenger RNA of Moneuplotes crassus, 400 nucleotides long. Lineage: Eukaryota; Ciliophora; Spirotrichea; Euplotida; Euplotidae. The record is from the annotation of a GenBank genome assembly.